AUGCAGACCGCUGCCACUCGUGGCGGAUUGAGGCCGGCCGCUCCAACAUCUUCGACGACCUAUCGGCCCAACCCAAUCACCAGCCGCACGAUACCCGCUGCUGCGUCAACGUCGCUGCACACCAACAGACCCACGACGGCGGCUCCGCCCAAUGGCUACGCGCCCAAGCCCAUCGGCGCCGCUGCGGUUGUCACGUGCGACCUCACCAACGACUCGGAGGACGAUCAGAGCGACGGCUUCAUGCUCAAGAGCCUCGACUUCCGCGGCACCCAGAGCGCCGUCGAUGCGCCCACGAAGAGCCGCCAACAGGGCGCCAGCGCGGCGGGAACGGAGAUGGACGCGUUUGCCGAAGACGCCUACGCGUUCGCACUGGCGCUGGGCGAGGAGGAGGAGAAGGCGAGGCAAGUGCAGGCCGAGUCUUAUCGCCCAGUCCCGCUCGGGACCACCACGACCGCGCGAAGCUCCUACCAGCCCCCACCACCUGCCAACAACACUACGACCAAACCGUCAUCAUCGCUAGCGCCUGUGGGACGCGGACGAGGGGCCGCGCGUCAGAACGUCCGAAAUCCACCACCUCAGCCUUCCAGCCACGCUACCGCCACAGUAAAGGAGACCAAGCCGGCGUAUGCCCCGUGGCAACCGCAGCAGCAAAAGCAGGGCAACAAAGAGGCGCCGAUUCUGCUGGUCGACGAGAGCGAAGCACAAGCGGAUGCUCCCAAGGUGGCCUACGAUCCGAUGAAGCACGAGAGCAGCAACAGCGAGAGCUACGACGACGACAGCGGGUGGCUGUACGAUGCCAUCGUCGCCGAGUCAGACAUAGCGGGCAAGGGCGUUGAGGACACGGGAGAAAACGACAAAAAGCGGAAACGCGGGAACGGCUACGACGGUGCGGACAAACCGCGGACGCCCUCGCGGAGCGGAGGACACAGCAAGAAGGACUACGCCGUGCCCACGGACGAGCCCAGCUCGACCGUGUUCUCCUCCGGCGGCGAUUCGCUGUUGGCAGUGCCGCAGACCAACCCCGACCCCGGGCCAUCGCUACCGGUGGCAGCCGGUGCGGUGAACGUACAACGCGAACCCGACGGCGGCCCGAUCGUGUUGGAUGGCGGGCUCUUGGACGACCUCAUCCUCGUUCAAGCCCUGGAGCAGCACGAAGGCGGCAAGCAAGCGCGAAAAGAUGAGUCUCUUCCCGAAGUCGCUGCAGUCCCUUCGUCAUCGACGUUCUCAGAAGGUGAUGACGUACUGAGCAUCAACCCCUUGGCGUCGACCGGAUUCAGCGUCCCCGAACACGUUCCAUCUUCUUUCUCCUCUUCCUCAUCGGCGGGCAGUGUGCCCCAAGUGCCCGCUUUCGAUGUGCGAGGCCAAGCGCCAGCGGACGAUGUGGCGCGGGUCAAGCAAGAGAACUACCAGCUCGCGCAGGCAAAGAUCCGAGCUGAAGAGGAGAAGGAGCGGCUGGAGCGUGAGCUCAUGGCCAUGCGACGGCAGAUGCAGCAGAUGAAAGCCGAGCAGGAGGCCAGUAUCGAGCAUCUCAAGAAGAACGUCAAGUCUGCCACGGCGAGCCGGGCGACACUCGAGGAGAAAAACACGACCCUGAACCAACGACUAGUGCAGGACAGCAGGUCGCUGCAACGACAAAUCACCACUCUGAGCGAUCAGCUGGCCUUCAAGGACAGGGAGCUGGCAGGGGCCGAAGAGACCAAGCGGCGGCUACUCGCCGAGCUCGAGGAGGAGCGGAAGCGGAAGCUACUGCCCACUCGUCCCGCGGCAGCCGACGACGACGAACGCCUCAAGACGCUGGCCGUCAGCAGGCGCGAGAAGCGGUCCUCGACUUCGGGCGCUUCGCGAGAGGCCGAGGAGCGUGCCAACAGGGAGGCCAAGCUUCAGUCCACCGGCCUUGCCCCUCUGGUUCGCAUGUCGGAAGUGGGCAUUUUGCAUCACUUGCUGGACGAGAACAUGUCAGGCCACCUCUUCACGCUGCUGGGCAGCAACACGGCCAAUUCGACCUCGCUUGCGCAGGCCAACGCUGACGUGGCGUCUACCGAAUCAUCCGCCAGCGCGGUGCUGCUUCUGUUUAGGAACCACUCGUCUCAGUCGCUUCGAGAGUCGCAGACCGAGAGCGAGCGUACCGAGAUGCAGGACAAGCGGCGCAAGUUGGCGCAAGAGCUGCGGCUGACCAUCGCCAAGGUGCUCCACGAGCGGGCGUCGCUCGCCACCAUGCUGCCUCUCCUCUCCGACUUCAUCGUGCUCGUCAAGAAGCGCACGGCGUCCAGCGGCGGCGCUCUUCCGCACCACCACAAGGCCAAGGAGCGAAGCGAAUUGUCGACAUCCACGUCAGCAGCGGCGGCCAGCCCCGCUGAGGACUCGGCGGCCAUGUCGCUUCUCUUCUCGGCGCUCAGCGUGCUGCACGUGCUGGUCGAUGGGUCGGAGCGGUGCCGGAGGGCCAUUCUGUGGGACGACAAGGACGAGCUAGAGGAGCGCGAGCGGCGCAAGAACGAGUCCGCCGCAAACCAGGGCAAGAGCGUGGCUGCUGCUGCCGCCGUCGCGCCGCUGCCGCCGCCGGUCAAGAUCGAGGUUAACGGCGAAGAGCCGACGCACGGCGGUGGGAUGGCGCCGCACAGCCACCUGCGCAGCUCGCGUAUUUUGGUCGGCAGGCCCUCGAUGACCGGCGGUGGGAUGGUCGACAAGAUGGAGGUCGAGGGCAAGGCCAAGGACAAGGGCAAGGAGAAGAUGGAUGUGGAGGACGACGAGCAGGCGGCAGCGGCGCGCGAGGCCCUCAGGCGGACGCGGUCGCUGGCGUCGCUCUUCCUGCUGGGGAAGGACAGCGAGCUCGACGAUGACGACGAUGACUACGGUGACGCGUGCGGUGAGGGCGAGCAGGACUUCUUCGCCAUGCUAGCCCAGCACGACGCACAGCACGGCGGAGGCGAGACCUCUGUGAACGCCGCCGAGGACCGAUUCCAACUGCUUCCGCCCUAUCUCGACGUCAUCCGCGGGCGACAGAGCACCGCCGCCGUCGCCGCCAACGGCCAAAGCUCGCGCGGCGAUGGCGCUGCCAGCACGACGACAACUUCGACGUUGUCGGCGAGGGAGAGGCGACAGCAGGCCAAGAUCAAGAGCCGCGCCCACGUCCACGUGCCCAAGCUGCUCGGGCUGCUGAUCAAUCGGGUCCUCAAGCGGAGGGAGAUAUCGCUGGGCAAGCACGGAGAGAUCAUCUGCAAGACCCUCCAGGUCCUCAACACGCUCGCCUGGCACUGCCCGUCUCACCUUCUCCACAAGUUUGAGCCGUUGUUCACGACCAACCUGUUGUUCUCGUUUCUGGGCCGCACGACCUCGUUGCCCAUCAAGGAGCUCACCGUCGACAUCCUUCUCAAUCUUUUCCGAAUUCCUUCAUAUCUGCCUAUGUUGAAGAAGACGGCGAAUGGAGGCCUCACACUGCUGGACAGGGCCAUCAAGUACCUCGGCGCCGAGCACUACGACCCUGCCGAGAUUCGGCGCCUGCGCUGCAAGGUCAUCCGUCUCGUUUCGCUCGUCGAGAUGAAGUACAAGGACGUCAGCUUCGAAGUGCUGCACUCCAAGAAGGAGAAGGCAACAAACCUGUUCGUGUCCCUGGGCGUGUCCCUUGCGGGGAUCAGUGCCAGCCUCAUUCGCGAUAUCGUGAACCUGCUCCUGCUCCUGCUCAACCACCUGGGGAGCGAUACCGCCGUCAGCCACGCCACUCCCGCUUUGCACUAUUAUCAUCGGGCGACGAAUCUGCUGGCCUCGCAGGCCGUGCACGGGCUGGUGGCCGACCUGGCGACCUCCGCAGCCCACGUCCACGCCUCCAUAUUCAGGGAGCACACCGCCGAGAGCGCCGAGGAGGGCGCUGUGGGCGACUGA
Messenger RNA from Acanthamoeba castellanii str. Neff, 3876 nucleotides. RefSeq lists its product as uncharacterized. Bases 1 to 3876 code for a protein of 1291 amino acids. Lineage: Eukaryota; Discosea; Longamoebia; Acanthamoebidae. The record is from RefSeq and is a predicted model, not a curated record. The transcript is spliced from 13 exons.